CAUCCCCCAAUGAAGCCGGAUCAACUGUUGGCUGGUCAAUUACUCGACAAUGGACCAGUGGUAUGGAUCUUCGGCUCAGUCUUCCACUGCCAUGUUGAGCAUGUUUUCCAGAUCUGGACACCUCCGUCUCCGCACCAGGCCAUCUCUCACAAGAACAGUGGUAUAAAGGGGAGACGGCGGCGCCUGGAACCUCCCACUUGUCUUCACGCUCAAGCCGCUCUUUCCAUCUGCGCAGCUCUUCCGUCAUCAUGAAGCAGUACCUCCAGUAUCUCGCCGCGGCCUUGCCGCUGGUGAGCCUCGCCACGGCUCAGGGCGUCGGCGAGGGCACAGCCGAGGAGCACCCUAAGAUCACAUGGAAGAAGUGCUCGGGCCCAGGAUCCUGCACCACCGUCGACGCCGAGGUCGUCAUUGACGCCAACUGGCGCUGGCUGCACGAUGCCGACCAAAAGAACUGCUACGACGGCAACGAGUGGACCGACGUCUGCAGCACCGCCGACGAGUGCGCAGAGGUGUGCAUGCUCGAAGGCGCCGAGUAUGGCACCACCUACGGUGCCGAAACCAGCGGCGACUCCCUGUCUCUCAAGUUCGUCACCAAGCACGAGUACGGCACCAACAUCGGUUCCCGCUUCUACCUCAUGGAGGGCGCGGACAAGUACCAGAUGUUCACCCUCAUGGGCAACGAGUUCACCUUUGACGUUGACCUGUCGACCAUCGAAUGCGGCCUCAACAGCGCGCUGUACUUCGUAGCCAUGGAAGAGGAUGGUGGCAUGGCCAGCUACCCCAGCAACCAGGCCGGCGCCAAGUACGGCACGGGAUACUGCGAUGCCCAAUGCGCCCGCGAUCUCAAGUUUGUCGGCGGCAAGGCCAACGUUGAGGGCUGGGAGCCGUCCACCAACGACGCCAAUGCCGGUGUUGGCCCGCUGGGUGGUUGCUGCGCCGAGAUCGAUAUCUGGGAGUCGAACGCGCACGCCUUUGCCUUCACGCCGCACGCGUGUGAGAACAACAACUACCACGUCUGCGAGGACACCACCUGCGGUGGCACCUACUCGGAGGACCGCUUUGCGGGCGACUGUGACGCCAACGGCUGCGACUACAACCCGUACCGCGUGGGCAACACCGACUUCUACGGCAAGGGCAUGACCCUCGACACCAGCAAGAAGUUCACUGUCGUCAGCCAGUUCGAGGAGAACAAGCUCACCCAGUUCUUCGUCCAGGAUGGCGCCAAGAUUGAGAUCCCGGCCCCGAAGCACGAGGGCCUCCCUACGGAGAGCAGCGCCAUCACUCCCGAGCUGUGCAGCGCUAUGCCCGAGGUCUUUGGCGACCGCGACCGCUUCGCCGAGGUUGGCGGCUUCGAGGCGCUGAACGCCGCCCUUGGCGUCCCCAUGGUGCUCGUCAUGUCCAUCUGGGAUGAUCACUACGCCAACAUGCUUUGGCUCGACUCCAGCUACCCCCCUGAGAAGGCCGGCACCCCCGGUGGCGACCGUGGCCCCUGUGCUCCGGACUCCGGCGUCCCGUCUGAGGUUGAGGCCGAGUUCCCCGACGCCACGGUUGUUUGGUCCAACAUCCGCUUCGGCCCCCUCGGCUCGACAACCGAGGUUUAAAGCAGGGAAUGGUAACCGUCCCCACACCAUCAUGAGAACGCAUAGGGUGGAUGAGUGAACCUGGAUUGUCUUUCCCUUCUUCCGACCGCAAUUCUUGAGCUUGUGUAUUGUAGGGUUCCUAGCACAUAUACAUACACAGUACAAACUAUGCUGCAGAUGUCUCACUUCU
Molecule: messenger RNA, 1770 nt
Organism: Chaetomium fimeti
Lineage: Eukaryota; Fungi; Ascomycota; Sordariomycetes; Sordariales; Chaetomiaceae
Product: glycoside hydrolase
Exons: 6
Coding region: 249-1601 (450 amino acids)
Biological process (GO): carbohydrate metabolic process
Molecular function (GO): hydrolase activity, hydrolyzing O-glycosyl compounds
Source: RefSeq, a predicted model, not a curated record